AUGGACCCAAGACCUUUGCCAACAGGAUGGAUAACUCAAUACGACCCAAAUACUCGAUCAUAUUACUAUGUUGAUACAAGUACUGGUGUUUCUCAAUGGCAUCAUCCUGCUGGACCUCUACCACCACCUCCGGGACCACCACCCGAACCUUAUCCCAGCGGGUAUAAUAAUAACUUACCACCUCCAUAUCCUGGAACCGCAUAUUCACCAUACCCUCCAAGCCCGUAUCCGGGCGAAGCUACAUCUUAUUCAUCGGCCGUCCCAGGGGGAAAAUCGUCAUCAACCCAAGAUAGUGCAACCAGUUCUAGUAAUAAAAAGAGCAUGCUUGGUGCUGCUGCUAUAG
Messenger RNA from Acaulospora colombiana, 343 nucleotides. Lineage: Eukaryota; Fungi; Glomeromycota; Glomeromycetes; Diversisporales; Acaulosporaceae. The record is from the annotation of a GenBank genome assembly.